Molecule: messenger RNA, 8074 nt
Organism: Melospiza georgiana
Lineage: Eukaryota; Metazoa; Chordata; Aves; Passeriformes; Passerellidae
Gene: FHOD3
Product: formin homology 2 domain containing 3
Exons: 26
Coding region: 39-4409 (1456 amino acids)
Biological process (GO): cortical actin cytoskeleton organization; sarcomere organization; cardiac myofibril assembly
Cellular component (GO): cytoskeleton; cytoplasm
Molecular function (GO): actin filament binding
Source: RefSeq, a predicted model, not a curated record
CCCGCCCGCGCCCGGCCGCGGCGGUGGAUGGAUGCGCCAUGGCCACGCUGGUGUGCCGGGUGCAGCUGCUGGAUGACACCGACCCCUUCAACAGCACCAACUUCCCCGAGCCCACCCGGCCGCCGCUGUACACCUUCCGGGAGGACAUCCCGCUCGCCACCCAGCUGGCCGGGGUGCACCGCCUCCUCCGCGCCCCGCAGAAGCUUGAUGACUGCACCCUGCAAUUGUCUCAUAAUGGUACCUAUCUGGAUCUAGAAUCCACCCUAGCAGAGCAAAGAGAUGAACUAGAAGGUUUCCAGGAGGAUUCUGGGAGGGGCAAGAAGCACAGCAUAAUUCUGAGGACCCAGCUCUCAGUGAGAGUCCAUGCCUGCAUUGAAAAACUUUACAAUUCCAGUGGACGGGAGCUGAGACGGGCACUUUUUUCCUUGAAGCAGAUAUUUCAGGAUGACAAGGACUUGGUUCAUGAGUUUGUUAUUGCUGAAGGUCUGACUUGCUUAAUCAAAGUGGGAGCAGAAGCUGACCAAAAUUAUCAGAACUACAUCCUGAGAGCCUUGGGCCAGAUAAUGCUUUACGUCGAUGGCAUGAAUGGAGUGAUAAAUCAUAAUGAAACCAUCCAAUGGCUGUACACGCUUAUUGGCUCAAAGUUUCGCCUGGUGGUAAAGACAGCACUGAAGCUGCUACUGGUGUUUGUGGAGUACACAGAGUCCAACGCCCCACUUUUGAUCCAGGCAGUAUCCACUGUGGAUGAAAAGAGAGGAGCCAAGCCGUGGUCCAACAUCAUGGAGAUACUGGAGGAGAAGGAUGGAGUUGAUACGGAAUUACUGGUUUAUGCAAUGACCUUGGUUAACAAGACGCUGUCAGGAUUGCCAGAUCAAGACUCUUUCUACGAUGUGGUGGACUGUCUGGAAGAGCUAGGCAUCGAAGCUAUUUCACAGAGACACUUGAACAAGAAAGGAACAGACUUGGACUUAGUUGAGCAAUUUAACAUUUAUGAGGUGACGCUGAGGCAUGAGGACGGAGAUGAGGGUGCCGAGCCGCCUCCCAGCGGGCGCAAGGACCGGAGGAGGGCCAGCCUGGGUGCGGGCGAGCGCAGGGGGCUGGAGCGCCGGCGGAGCCGCAGGCACUCGGCACACAACAACGUCAAGAGCACUUUGUCAGCCCCUGCCAGCCCCUGUGGGCAGUCCAGCUUCGUGCUGAGCCACGGGCAGCGCGUGGAGGAGCUCAGUGAGAGAUACAAUAGCUAUGGCAGCAGCUCUUACUCUUCUCCACGACCUUACACUGGUGUGAGUGCCCCUACAACGCCCACUACUCGUUAUGGGACAACUCUGUCACCACCUCAGGAGACCAAAUCUGACAGGCCAGCUUUGGGUGGUCUCCUUACAUCAUCUUUUCGGCAGCACCAGGAGUCCUUGGCAGCAGAAAGAGAACGACGGCGUCAGGAGAGAGAAGAAAGGUUGCAAAGGAUAGAACGUGAAGAAAGAAACAAAUUCAACCGGGAUUAUUUAGACAAAAGAGAAGAACUAAGACAAGCAAGAGAAGAGAGAUACAAAUACUUGGAGAAGUUGGCAGCAGAGGAGUAUGAGAAGGAGCUGAAGAGUCGGAGUGUCAGCCGAGGCAGAAGUGAGCUGUCCUUAAACCUGAGAUCCCCUUCAGCUCCAUCCUCACCUGUACCCAAGUGCAUCAGCCCAGCAUCCAUAGAGUCCCAGGAAGAGCUGACGACCCCUUCCAUCCCGAGUGGAACUCCUCAGCCCUCAGAAGUGAGUGCCAGUGAACCCGAACCCGAGACAGAGACAGAACCAGAACCAGAGCAGGAGGCUGAGGCUGAGGCCAAGCAGGGAACGGAGACACCCAAGGAAAUAGAGGCUGCAGAGGUGGGACCAGAGAGUGAGGUGGAGCAAGGACCAGAGAGAGAGCCAGAAGAAAGUGCAAUACUCAGUGAAAAGGAGAGGCAGAAUGAGGAAGUGAAUGAAAAAGACAACUGUUCUGCAUCCAGUAUAUCCUCAGCAAGCAGCACUUUAGAGAGGGAAGAGAGAGAGGACAAGUUAACCAGUGACAAUGAAACUGGUCCAUGGUCACAGACCAUUCAGGAUGCUGGUGUGAAUGAGCAGUGCAGCAACAUCCUCAACAACAAGCGGUUUAUGCUGGACAUGUUGUAUGCGCAUAACAAAAAGCCCAAAGAUGAAGAGGAGAAGGAGCUGGAGGCGAAGGAGGAAAAGAAGGAGACGGAGGAAAGCGGGGAGUCACUCACUAGCCUAGCCAGCAGGAUCUCUAUACUUCAGGCCACAAAGCAGGCCAAAGAUGAAAGUGUCAAAAAGAUGGAGAUUGGAAAUCUGGACAACCAAGGCAGUGUGAAAGCCUUUGCAGAAAAAUUUAACAGUGGUGAGCUGGCUAAAGGGACAGCAGUGCCUGAAGAUGAAAUCAGUGAACAGAUCCCUGAGAAAACACCAGCACAGACAAAGAAGGAAUCUGAUUACAUCUGGGAUCAGCUCAUGGCUAAUCCUCGAGAACUUAAAAUCAAGGACAUGGAUUUUACAGACUUGGGGGAGGAGGAUGAUGUAGAUGUGUUGGACAUGGAUAUGGGUCCUGGGGACUCCCUUGCUCCCCCUCCUCCACCUCCACCUUCUUUUUUGGGUUUGCCUCCUCCACCACCUCCCCCCUUGUUUGGAUGUCCGCCUCCACCACCACCCUCUGGUAAUUUAUUGGCUCCUCCUCCACUGUUUGGCACUCCUCAGGGUUUAGGGUCACCCCAGGUUUCUAGGGGUCAGCCAGGAUUUAUAAAGAAGAAGAAAACCAUCCGUCUGUUUUGGAAUGAGGUACGGCCAUUUGAGUGGCAGUGUAAAAACAACAAACGCUGCAGAGAAUUCCUGUGGUCGAAACUGGAACCCAUUAAGGUAGACACUUCCAAACUGGAGCAUCUCUUUGAGUCGAAAUCCAAAGAACUGCCUGUCACAAAGAAAACUGCUGCAGAUGGGAAGCGACAGGAGAUCAUUGUGUUGGACUCAAAGCGGAGCAACGCCAUUAAUAUUGGCUUGACUGUGCUGCCCCCUCCCCGCACCAUCAAGACUGCUAUUUUGAACUUUGAUGAAUAUGCCUUAAACAAGGAAGGAAUAGAGAAAAUCCUGACCAUGAUUCCCACUGAGGAGGAAAAGCAGAAGAUCCAGGAGGCCCAGCUGGCGAAUCCUGAUGUCCCCCUGGGCAGCGCUGAGCAGUUCCUCCUCACCCUCUCCUCCAUCAGCGAACUCUCCGCCAGGCUCCAGCUCUGGGCCUUCAAGAUGGACUAUGAGAUAGUGGAAAAGGAAGUUGCAGAACCGCUGCUAGACCUGAAGGAGGGAAUGGACCAACUGGAGCACAAUAAAACUUUGGGAUUUAUCCUUUCUACUCUGCUAGCCAUUGGGAACUUUCUGAAUGGAACCAAUGCCAAAGCUUUUGAGUUGAGCUACCUCGAGAAGGUUCCAGAAGUCAAGGACACAGUGCACAAACAGUCUCUCCUGCACCACGUCUGCACUAUGGUGGUAGAAAAGUUCCCAGACAGCACUGAUCUUUAUUCAGAGAUCGGGGCCAUCACUAGGUCAGCCAAGGUUGACUUUGAACAACUCCAGGAAAACUUGUGUCAGAUGGAAAGACGAUGCAAAGCAUCAUGGGAUCACCUUAAGGCUAUAGCAAAGCAUGAAAUGAAGCCAAGUCUAAAGCAAAAAAUGUCUGAGUUCCUUAAAGACUGUGCAGAAAGAAUCAUAAUCCUGAAGAUUGUUCAUAGAAGAAUAAUUAACAGGUUUCACUCAUUUUUAUUAUUUAUGGGCCAUCCUCCCUAUGCAAUACGUGAAGUCAACAUCAAUAAGUUCUGCAAGAUUAUCAGUGAGUUUGCUCUGGAGUACCGCACCACCAGGGAACGAGUCCUGCAGCAAAAACAGAAACGGGCUAACCACAGGGAAAGAAACAAGACCAGAGGGAAAAUGAUUACAGAUUGGCAGACCGAUGAAGAAGAGGAUGUUGAGUCUGGCAAGUUCUCCAGCAGCUCCCCGCCCUGCCAGAGCCAGCCCCAGGGCCUGCAGUACGCCGAGGAUGCUGCUGAGCACGAGAACAUGAAGGCUGUGCUGAAGACCUGCUCCCCGGGGGGGGACAGCACCAUGGCCCUGGGCGUGCGCACUCGGAGCCGCGCCAGCCGAGGCCGUAUCGGUUCGUGGAACGCUGGCAACGACGACUCGCCGAACGCGACGGAUGACGCCGCGGAUGAGAUCAUGGAUCGCAUCGUCAAGUCCGCCACCCAAGUGCCAAGCCAGCGAGCGGUGCCUAGAGAGAGGAAGCGGUCACGAGCAAAUAGGAAGUCAUUGAGAAGGACACUAAAGAGUGGGCUAACACCAGAAGAAGCCAAAGCACUGGGCCUCAUCAGCACUUCUGAGAUGCAGGUUUGACAUCCCAGAGGUGGCCACAAGAAGAGCCGAUCAUCUGAAGCACACAGGCUGACACCCCUUCAGCGUGGCAUUGGACUGCCAGCCUCCUCUGCUGCUCCCAACAUCCCUUCCUCUCUUAGUUCAAUUUCAGUAAGCAACAAAAGCAAAACCCCACAUCCAGGGCAGAAGAAGGGUGUGCCACAGCUCAGCAUGACAUCCAGACGGUAACUGAGGAAGCAUUUGAGUGUUCCUAAGUGAAAGCACAUGGCUUCUUCUUCUCCUCAUGUGGGUAGGAGGGGGCUCUCUAAGUUAUCUGUCAUUAUGUGAGCUGUGUUUAUGUUGGCUUUCCUUGUGCCCUGUUUUAGUCAUUGUAAAUGUAUGGUGUUUUGUCAAUGCAAGGAACAGUCCUUAAAGAGGCAAAAUAACUCCUGUUACAGCAACACAUAUUUCCCUCAAGCAGAUUCAUUAAGCAAAGAUGCACAGUCUGUGCAACCCUGUGGUUUGUUGGGUAUUUUAUUAUUUUGCCUCCAAAGAAUGUAAAAAUGUAUGUGUACCUUUGUAUAUGUACAGAAUGAAUGUGUGGACAUGUGUGCAUGUAUCUGUACAUAUGCAGUCAUGGUGUGAAAUCAUGCUUUUGCUGAAGCCAGCUGGACCAUGAUUUUCACUGUGGGGCCUUACUGUUCCACCUGGACAGGAGGAAAAGAAUGUCUUUUUUGCAGGAACUCAGUGUUGUUCAGUGUGAUUCACCCUGUGGGGCAGGCCAUGGCCUGCAAUACAAUGGAGAGUUUAGGAUCCUGAAUUCAUGUGCAUUAAUGCACACCCACACUGUACAUAGCAGCAUGCACACAGAGGAGAGAACACAAUUCCCCCCUCUUCCUGAGCUGUGGUUGUACUCUGCAUUUGUACAGUUUCAGAGAGAUCUGUGUCAGCAAUUUUACAUACUCGAUAAGUGCAUUUGAAUGCUAAGAUCAAGAAGUUUUGUUCACUUGCCUGUGCCCUUCAUGCUGCUUUUCUCUGCUGCAAGAUAAUGUGGUGGUGAUUUUAUUUCAAUUUAAUGAAUCUGAAUAUGAAAUAGCCCUGCUAAAAAGCCUGCUGUGUUUUUGCUGUUCUUUACUGGUUUUUUGUGAUUAUCCUUGAUACCAGUGGAGUAGGUACCACAGUAAACAGCUCCAAUAUCUUUGCCCUUAUCUCACAGUUUUAUAACAGACUUUUAUAACUGCCCUCAGCGUGUUUGAAGAACCUUUAGUCAACUCAUCUGCCUUGAAGUGGAGGACAUGUACAGCAGUGAAGAAGAAUUGAACAGUCACCCCAGCCAGUGCUGAAGUAUUUUAGAGAACUGCAAACAACAAUAACAUAAAGGGAACUUCUUAAGCCAAAGUCUGUAUAUGUCCAAUAGAUCCUCAAGGAUGCACAAGAUUGUCUCUUUCCAUUGCCUUAGCCUCUAAGAUUAAGGGUAUGUCUGCACAGCAGUAACAACUGAGACUUUGUUCAAGCUGGUUAACUGAGAAGCUGCAGCAGUUUAGUCAUGGUAACAGGGUUCCAUUUUGGCUGCAAAACACACUUGGAAAAUAGAGUUAAAUAAUAGUCUAUGCUGGGGUCCUAAUGCCAUAGCAAUGUUACUUUUGGCACCCAGGCUAGGUAGGUACUUCAGGUUAUUCUACUCUGCUCUCUUUAAGAACAGGAUAGUCAGUGGAGAUUGUUCAAGAGAGUUGAACCAAACACAAUAAACCUCUGAAACCAUGGUCAUCCAUCACAUUGCAUUGAGCACAGCAUCCAAGUGAUGGCAGAGCCAGGCAGCUGGCAACACUGCAGGGAGACCUGUGGCUGAACAUCCUACCUAUGCUGUCCACCCUCUUGAUUGUAACAUUUCAUUCUUUAUCUGCCGAUGCCUUGAAUCUCCCAUGGAAUAAAAAGUCACUAAUGAACAAUGGUUCUUAAGAACAGCAUUGAGUUUGAUGUGGUUUUCCCCUUAAUUUGUUAAAAAGCCAAUUUUACAAGUAGACAGGAGGCAGUAGUUGGUUAAUCAAUACAAUAUGUUGUGUAUAUGAGGGCUAUGGAAAGGAAGAAGCUGGUUAGGAAACAGAAAUGGCAUAUAACUAAUUUCACUGUGAAACAGGCAAGACCUUUGAGCAUCUGGAUUUUGAAGUGGAUCUUUAUGUGCUGCUCACCACUAUGGACUUUUAAAAUCUUGCUUAAGGAUGUUUAGAACAAAGAACUGAAGGUAAUGGGGGUUCGUGGAGGUGUUUGAAGUCUGAAACAAGAGGAAGACACCCUGAAUGUAAAUGGUCAUGUUGGACUGUCCUACUUGCUAAGUGAUAAAAAACCAAACAUGCAACGAAGCACAUUUAUGCUGUCAAAGAUCCUAUAUUUGAUGGAGGGAGAAAAUCAAACAAGUCCUUCAAAAAUAAUAUUUUAAUUAAAAUAUGCUGAAUGUGCAUAAUUGGUGACCACUGGGCUAUUGGUGGCCACUUUCUAACAGGGAACAAAUUUGUGUUUCAUUUAAGCAUAGUACGGCAUCUGUCUCUGAGACAUACCAACGCUGGUGAAUUCCUAAUGGUUGGUCAGAUGUAUUUUCUAAAUUGUGCAAAAGUUUAUAUGCUUCUUACCAAGGAGAAUAUUAUAUAUGGGGAAUAAUAGAGGUUGGGAUAGGUUCGGUGGGAAAAAAUGGUGGUUUCUUUCAGAUUCUCUGGAUGUGUCUUGCAUGUGAAGCAGAUUCUUCCUUUUCUGUUCUUCCAUGGCAUUCGUUUUUCAGUUUGUGCUCUCUAUCUGUAAAACUGAUAGCAACUUUUCUGAGGAAUAACUUGGUCUUGUUUAUGCACUAGUAUACAGUCAGAUAAAUUCCACUGUCCUCACCAUUUAUUGUAACAAGAUGAUCAGACUCAGUGUAGCCCAGUAACUAUAGGAGAGAUUUCCAUUUUGGUUCCUGAUAAAAAAGACUGACUAAUCUGUAAGGGGGCAGUAUUUCCUCCAGAGUGCCAGCAUGCCCUGACUGUGGAAAUAACAUUUCUUCCCCUUCAUCUAACUAGUAGAUUCCAGAUGAAGUGGAGGAAUUCAUUAUAUCUGUAUGCCUCCCUCUGCCUAGGGAGGUUAUAAUCUUCAGGUUUUGAGCUACUGCCUGCCCUUCCAUCGUUGGAAGAACUCACCAUAAGGAUGUAACACUUGUUUUAAGACAAGUUUUGUGUGAGAUAUGGAUUGGUUUCUGACAAAUAUAAAAAUCUUGGAUACACAGUGUAGUAACACAUGUUCCCAUUUCUCACUCAGAGAUCCAUGAAGGCUGUUUUUAAACACUUGCAGCCAUAAUAACUACCUCUCUUUCCUUUCCAAUAGAUACAGUCAGCUGCAGAUGCAGUGCCCAGAGCACUGUGUCUGCUUGACUGCCACCAUAAAGCCUUCCUGAUCUGGCUGCUGAGGUAAGCUUUAGCACAUGAAAUUACCUCCAAAGGGAAGCUAUCCUAAUUUUCUUUCAUCUCACUUAAUGUUUAAAAGCAGACUGCAUGCAAAUGCUUUCUAUAAUCUCACUCCCAAGUGGAGACAACGCUCAGUAGCAGUUGCAGUGAAGAAACCCCCAGGGAAUGCUUGUGUGCCACACUCGAGAGUAAAUGAUCCCUCACAAAAGUUAAAUUCAUCGCUCUUCACUCUUCAGUCAGGCCAGGCACCAGAUUCAUGGAUUCCAGAUGUUUUAUAGC